GCGCGCACAGGACUUCCUGCUCGCAGCCGCCUGGGGUGGGACAGGAAGGGCUGGCUCUUUGCAAGCUGCUGCAUUGCUGACUCAGGCGGCUUCCUGCGCUCUCUGCCUCCUGGGAAACGACCGUCCCCACCGACAAAAAAUGCCGGCUUAUCACUCCACUUUAAUGGACUCCGAUACCAAGUUAAUUGGGAACAUGGCUUUGUUACCCAUUAGAAGUCAGUUCAAAGGACCAGCUCCAAGGGAAACAAAGGACACCGAUAUUAUAGAUGAAGCCAUCUACUACUUCAAAGCAAAUGUCUUCUUCAAGAAUUAUGAAAUUAAGAAUGAGGCUGACAGAACAUUGAUCUACAUAUCUAUCUAUAUUUCUGAAUGCUUAAAGAAGCUGCAAAAGUGCAAUUCAAAAGGCCAAGGAGAGAAGGAAAUGUACACAUUAGGAAUCACUAACUUCCCAAUCCCUGGCGAGCCAGGCUUUCCACUCAAUGCCCUCUACGCCAGACCUGGCAACAAACAGGAGGAGGAGGUGAUGAGGGCCUACUUGCAACAGCUGAGACAAGAAACAGGUCUUAGGCUUUGUGAAAAGGUGUUUGAUCCCCAAAAUGACAAGCCUAGCAAGUGGUGGAUCUGCUUCGUGAAGAGACAGUUCAUGAAUAAGAGUCUGUCCGGACCUGGGCAAUGAAAAGGCAAAGAGAUACAGUCACAAUGUUAAGCAUUUUGCAGCAAGAUGUAUAAAAUAUUUUGCCUUUGUUUCAUGUACAUUUUAUAUCAAGGAAGAAUAAGUGCUUAUGAGAAAAAGCUAUCAGUCUGCGGGGGGAAAGACAGAACUUAAUAAUUAAAGACCGUACGCAAAUAAUGUUAAGCUGGUGCUUAAUAAAAAAAAUUAUUUCUAACA
This is a messenger RNA of Pelodiscus sinensis (Chinese soft-shelled turtle), 889 nucleotides long. RefSeq names its product actin related protein 2/3 complex subunit 3 (gene ARPC3). Gene Ontology annotation, biological process: Arp2/3 complex-mediated actin nucleation; regulation of actin filament polymerization. The record is from RefSeq and is a predicted model, not a curated record. Gene Ontology annotation, cellular component: Arp2/3 protein complex; cytoskeleton. NCBI's taxonomy places the organism in Eukaryota, Metazoa, Chordata, Testudines, Trionychidae.